This is a messenger RNA of Penicillium paradoxum, 276 nucleotides long. Its product is annotated as Glycoside hydrolase family 35. The coding region runs from base 1 to 276 and encodes 91 amino acids. The record is from RefSeq and is a predicted model, not a curated record. Lineage: Eukaryota; Fungi; Ascomycota; Eurotiomycetes; Eurotiales; Aspergillaceae. The transcript has 2 exons.
AUGGCUCGGUGGCAUUUCACACCGGACCGACGCAUCACUCGGGUGGGAGAUCUUGAAGCAUGCUCGCUCUGGUAUAACAAGGCCUAUAACUACCGGGUCAUAGAGCUAUCAACUCCAGGUCCAGUUGGAAAUUUCUACUUAUCGAAGAGCCUGGCAGUCGUCAAAGCCGGAUUUCUUAUCCGCACAGUAAAUCUGGCAAGCAGACAAAUGCAGUUGACAGGGGAUGACAAUGCUACUAUCAAAUUGAACUCAUUUCCAGCCCAGGCACAAAUUUGA